Messenger RNA from Chlorella variabilis, 1130 nucleotides. RefSeq lists its product as hypothetical. Gene Ontology annotation, biological process: mitochondrion organization. The record is from RefSeq and is a predicted model, not a curated record. Bases 58 to 915 code for a protein of 285 amino acids. The transcript is spliced from 6 exons. Lineage: Eukaryota; Viridiplantae; Chlorophyta; Trebouxiophyceae; Chlorellales; Chlorellaceae. Gene Ontology annotation, cellular component: membrane; mitochondrion.
CUACACUGUUGACAGGAGCGGCAGGCGUGUGGAGCGUGCCAUAUCGGAGGCAGCAACAUGGCAGCCCAGAAGGAGGCCGCCGCAGCGCUCGCCAACCUGCUCAGCAAGGUCGCGAGAUACUCUGUCAUUCUUGGCAUCGGCGGCUCCGCGGUGCAGGCCUCCCUCUACACAGUGGAUGGCGGCGAGCGUGCGGUGAUGUACGACCGAAUCCAGGGUGUGCUGGACGACCCCGUUGGCGAGGGCACACACUUCCGCGUGCCCUGGUUCCAGACGCCAAACGUGAUGGACAUCCGCACCCGCCCCCGCUCCAUCUCCUCCGUCACCGGCACGAAGGAUCUGCAGAUGGUGAACAUCACGCUGCGUGUGCUGUCCAAGCCCGACGUGGAGCAGCUGCCCCGCAUCUUCCGGAACCUGGGCACGGACUGGGAUGAGCGCGUGCUGCCCUCCAUCGGAAACGAGGUGCUCAAGGCGGUGGUGGCGCAGUACCAGGCGGAGCAGCUGCUCACGCAGCGCGACCAGGUGUCGGCCGCGGUGAGGGACAGCCUGAUGAAGCGCGCCACAGAGUUCAACAUCCUGGUGGACGACGUGGCCAUCACCCACCUCUCCUUUGGCACCGAGUUCACCAAGGCGGUGGAGAGCAAGCAGGUGGCGCAGCAGGAGGCGGAGCGGGCGCGGUUUGUGGUCAUGAAGGCCGACCAGGAGCGCAAGGCGGCGGUGAUCCGCGCCGAGGGCGAGUCCGAGUCCGCCAAGCUGAUCAGUGACGCCACCAAGACGGCGGGCAUGGGCCUGAUCGAGCUGCGCCGCAUCGAGGCGGCCCGCGACAUCGCCAACACGCUGUCCAAGGGGCGCAACGUGGUGUACCUGCCAUCGGGCGGCCCCAACAUGCUGCUGGGCAUCAACCCCAGCGCGCAGUGAGCCCCUGCCCCGCCGCGGGCGAGCGCCCCGCGCUUGGCCCGGCGACCGCGCGCGCCGGCUUGGCUCCUUGGGCUGGCCAGAAUGAUGUUCGGUACAAUCUCAUCGCAGCCUGGCCCUUCCCCGGCAGCGCACAUUUUAGACUGCGCGGUGGGGCAGGCACUCUGCUUCAUCUCUUUGCUGGCUUCCUCCUUCUUUAACGCUCCCCACCACUGCUC